This is a messenger RNA of Acanthosepion pharaonis, 705 nucleotides long. The record is from the annotation of a GenBank genome assembly. Lineage: Eukaryota; Metazoa; Mollusca; Cephalopoda; Sepiida; Sepiidae.
AUGGUGCAUCAGCCGGAAUACAUUCUAAGAAGACCAGUCGGUGAAGUAGGUGGACACUUUCAUUCCGUUUCUUAUCCUCUGGCACACAGACACGCCGCCUCCUCACACACUCCCUCACACUUUCUCUCUCUCAAACUCUCUUUCUCAAAUUCAUUCUCUUUCUCUUUCUCAAAUUCAUUCUCUUUCUCUUUCUCAAACUCACUUUCACUUUCUCUCUUUCUCAAACUCACUUUCACUUUCUCUCUUUCUCAAACUCACUUUUUACGAUCUUUCUCAAACUCACUUUCACUUUCUCUCUUUCUCAAACUCACUUUCACUUUCUCUCUUUCUCAAACUCACUUUCACUUUCUCUCUUUCUCAAACUCACUUUCACUUUCUCUCUUUCUCAAACUCACUUUCACUUUCUCUCUCUCUCAAACUCACUUUCUCUCUCUCUCUCUCUCUCAAACUCACUUUCUCUCUCUCUCUCUCUCUCAAACUCACUUUCUCUCUCUCUCAAACUCACUUUCUCUCUCUCUCUCUCUCAAACUCACUGUCUCUCUCUCAAACUCACUUUUCUCUCUCUCAAAAAACUCACUUUCUCUCUCUCUCUCUCUCUCUCAAACUCACUUUCUCUCUCUCUCUCUCUCUCUCUCUCAAACUCACUUUUUCUCUCUCUGCCUCUCUCAAACUUACUGUCUUACAUUCUCUCGAGCUAUGGGUUAA